AUGUCUACAGAGCCCUUUAAACCCCAUGUCCUGAUCGUCGGAGCUGGCCUCGGUGGGUUGGUCCUCGCCGCUAUUCUUGAAAAGGGCGGUUAUACAUAUGAGGUCUUUGAGCGUGCUUCAGGCGUCAAGCUACUUGGAUCAGCCCUGGCGCUCGGACCAGGCAUAAUGCCACUCUUUGAACAGCUGGGUGUCUUGGACGAGCUUCUCGCAAAGGCCCAGAGCUUCCGCAUAGGUCGUACUUGGAAUCAGCAGAUGGAAGUCCUUGGCAUGGCCGAUUACGGAGUCGAUCAAGAAGAGUAUGGAUAUGAUAGCGUUAUCGUCUCGAGACCUGCUCUCCACCAGAUUCUCUUAACCUUGACUAAUCCUGAGAAAGUCCAUUACGGCAAGCGAGUACUCUCCCACGUCGAGACGGGCGAUGGAGUGAUGGUUCGGACUGCUGAUGGCCAAACACAUCACGGCAACAUCCUCGUUGGUGCGGAUGGCGCCUACAGCAGUGUCAGACAGUCGUUGUAUGAGUAUUUGGAUAAGCACAAAACGUUACCCAAGUCCGAUAAGCAGCCGCUGAAGUAUUCAACUGUGUGCCUCGUUGGACAGACGAAACCAUUGGAUCCUGCUGAAUGGGUUGGAAUAGGCGACAAGGAAUGCCGCUUUGAUUCUGUUCAUGGAGAGCGGGAACCAUAUUUCUGGGUGACAUUCACGACUGCAGAUAACACCAUUUGCUGGAUGGUCCUUCUGCUCCUGGACGUGGAGACAAGCAAAAUCCACAGUACCUUCCGCAACUCAGAGUGGGGCCCAGAGGCUGCUGAGAGUAUGGCCAACGACGUCCGGGAUUUCCCUGUUCCUUCUGGAGAGAACAAGACCCUCGGUGACUUGAUUGACCUCACACCCAAGGAACUUAUCUCUAAAGUCAUGCUCGAAGAAAAAUUCUUUAAGACCUGGUACGAUGGACGCACUGUCUUGCUCGGAGAUGCAUGCCACAAGAUGACCCCGUAUGCUGGCUUGGGUGCCCUUAAUGCUAUGCAGGACUCCGUUGUCCUUGCGAACUACAUUAGCAUGAUCAACAAAAACGAUUCCGAGCACACCGCUAGUUUAUUUCACCAAUACCAGAUCGAGCGUGCCCCGUUGGCAAAGGCGGCGGUUAACACAAGCGCCGGAUUUUCCAGAUUGGUUGAUACGCAUUGGUACAACAUUAUCCUUCGAAGGAUUGCGAUGAAGUACAUCCCUAAGUGGGUCUUAGAUCUGACACUAUCGAAGUCAAGACGGUAUCGUCCUCAGGUCGCAUUCCUUCCUCCUGCCAACGACAAGGGCCUACGACGACCAACGUAUCAGCGGAGUUUAGAGGUUGCGCGGGCGAAGCUCCAAUCCAAUGCAUCGAAAGCCGUUUAA
This is a messenger RNA of Gamsiella multidivaricata, 1386 nucleotides long. RefSeq lists its product as uncharacterized. The record is from RefSeq and is a predicted model, not a curated record. Lineage: Eukaryota; Fungi; Mortierellomycota; Mortierellomycetes; Mortierellales; Mortierellaceae. Gene Ontology annotation, molecular function: FAD binding. Bases 1 to 1386 code for a protein of 461 amino acids. The transcript is spliced from 6 exons.